This is a messenger RNA of Xyrichtys novacula (pearly razorfish), 19646 nucleotides long. The record is from the annotation of a GenBank genome assembly. NCBI's taxonomy places the organism in Eukaryota, Metazoa, Chordata, Actinopteri, Labriformes, Labridae.
AUGGCGGGUCUCUUCGGUAUGAAGAUCCUGCUGCUCUGGGCUGGAAUCAUCAGUUUGGCAAACUGUAAGUAACAAACUGAAUCUAUUUUUUUAUGACAAACUGUAGAAGGAAGUGAUAUUUGGUGAAGUUUCCCCCUCGUUGUCUGUCAUCUUAAAGUCAUCAAGAGGAAAUAUGAUCUGUUAAUGAUGCGAAAUAUGAACGAUAGCCAACUAUAGGUGGUUGGGUCUCUUAUUCUAGGCUCUUCAAUGUUUCUGAAGUGGCAGCAUGUGGUGCUUUAGCAUGUGAUCAUGUUUACAGAAAAAGGUGAAACUCCUGAAUCUGAGAGAAACGGAGUGAGAUAGAGACAUGAAUCCGUCAGCACAAAACUCAGACUGUAAUCAUUUGAAGGAAAAGCUGAGGGCAGGAAUGACAAGCUACAGUAUAUCAUGUCUUUGAGCCGCGUCAACGUUUGUGCUACUUCAUGUUUCUUAAACUUUCCAAAGCCAAGAACACAAGAUAUUAGAGCGCACAGCGGUGAUGUGAGGAGCUGGGGAAGUGACAGCUUUGUGAGGCCCUUUGGCAAAAGAAUAAACACUUAUGUUCAAUCAAAGACGGCUGUUAAUAACAAGACGCUCUUUAAAACGGCGUCUUUCAUUUGCUACACAGCUGUGGGAAUUUUUGCAAUCAUGUUUCUGUUCUGCUUUGACAUUGUGUGUGUUAGUGUGUAUGUGUAUGUGUGUGUGUAUGCGCGCUCUUGAUGGUGCAAGUGUAAAUGUAUUUGUGUGUUUUUUUGAGGGAUGGGGAGGGGGGUGUCUGUCAGAGAUGAGAAAAUUAGUCGGGGUGUGUCGCUGCGAGCACUUCACAUCAACCCUAGUGGCUGUGUGUGUGUUGUAUAUGAUACACAUCUGAGCGUCUGCGUGUGUGUGUGUGUGUGUGUGAGUGUGUGUGUGCAGCCAGACCUACCUUGCUGCCUCUUGCAUCAUUCAGAGUUCUGCUACAGUUCAGCACAUCAAAUAAUUUCUGCUAUUUUCAGCUCAGAUGUCUCUAUACGAGCUGAAAUCAACCCUCCUUUCUAUUUAUUUCGGCCAUCACUCAGGGUCAGCAUUUGUCAUCUGUUUCUCAAAAAGCGCUGUAGAUAAGCCGCCAAGGUAAACCGCAUCCACAGAUUAAUCUUAUCGACACGUCUUCACCUCUCAGUCCUUCGCUUAGCUGCCAUCAAAAAUAGAUAUAGAAAUAAUGUGUAAACGCAAUAUUAAUCUCAAACCUUAUCUAUAAAUUAACUAUAAGACCUUUCUAGAGCUGUUUUAUUCAAGCCCAAUACUAAAAACUCAAGUCUUUGUACUUACACUGCUUUCCAGAGACAUACAUGAACAUUAAUCAUAUAAAGUUUUCAGAACAGUUUCAAAUAACAAAACCCGUUUCAAACCCAAAAUAUUUAGAUUACUGUCCAGUAAAUAAAACCACCAGAUCUACUACCAGCUUGGCAUGAAUAUGCAUUUUUUACCUGUAAACAAGUGGAGAAAAACUAUUAAAGCUCCUUUGAGUUUGUGUGAAUUUGGCACCCCCUGUGGACAAAUCUGUUACUGCAUUUCCUUUGUGGAUUUUGUCCUCUACACUGCAAAACUGAAAACUAAGUAAGUGUUUUUGUCAGAUUUUAGUUUACACUUAAAAAUGAUCAAUUCAGAUAACAUUUUAUUUUAAGAUAUUACACACCAAAAUUAAGACUUUCAUUAUUUGUAACAACCAAACCAAUCAUACACUGGAGGAGGUCAUUUAUUGUUAGCUUUCUUGAAUUAAGACGUUGCACUUACUUCAAAAAAAUGCUACUUAUCAGUUUUUGAGGAGCAUGCAGGAUCUUCAAUAAAAAGAAGUGUAUCUGACUUUUGACAGUCAAAGUCUCAUUAAUUAUGAACAUUUUAUGAAUAAGUAUUAAAAACGAGGCUUUGACUUCAGCUGCUCAGAUGAACCAUAACCCCUCACGCCCGUUUCAGGCAUUAGAACUUAGUAUAUAAAAACCAUCACUCUGUUACUGAUGGCCUUAUUUGCUGUUGAUAUCAUGACAUAAAUGGCAUCAGUUUGAAUUUCAGUCUAAUUCACUAAAGUCCACAAAUCCCCCACAGGAGCUUUAAUUCCAAUAAAACAAAUUAUACUCAAGACAAAGAAGUUUUUCAGCAACCAUGAGCGAUCGGUGUUAUCAACAGAAUAUUUCCACCCUGCUUUAUUUCAACAGUCAAACAUGUGAUGUGUUGACAAUCUUUGCAGUGGAAAAUGUUAAAAAGGCUGUUUCAACACUGCACCACCAAUGUGCCAAUGUGUGAUGUUUAUCACCAGAACCGGCACCCCUCCUCUCUCCUUGGUGGUUUGUAAGGAGGUUUUCACUCGGCUAACUAACUAUCAAAUGGUAGGUGGAGGGGUUUAAAUCUGAAGUUCCCAAAAGAGUGAAUCCCACAUACUACUCUUACUCAGCUUUACUGUUGUUGAGGGAAAAAAAAAAUCACAAUAUCCUUCUGGGUCUUUUUUAAAGUGCAUUUAGGGGUACUGAUGUCAUUUUCUCUAAUAACAGCAUUUUGCUUAUUAUGAAACAAUAGACAUGAUCACCUCGUAUCACCUCAAAACACGUCGUAGAAAAAGUUUGAUGAAAGUCUUGUGCUCUUCGGCAUACAUUUUAAUUUGUUUUAUAACAAGUUUAACUCUUUAUAAGAGCUCUGAAUGUUGUUUUCUGUUCGGCAAUUUCUAUGUCUGAUAUUUCUUGCCAUAAACUUUCGUUCUUUCAGGUGAAUUGAGGUUUUAUCACAAUAUGGUUUAAAUGAAAUGCUUUUAGUCGCAUUUGUCUUUUUUGGCUAUUUUUACAUCUUUAAUCAUCAAAGUUUGAAAUUCUAAAGUCCUUGUUAACAAUGUAAAAUAAACUUGCGUAUUUGUCCUACGAUAAAAGCCCUACUGUAGUGGGAUAGUACCAUUAUGUGAGGGAUAAUCAUGGUGAACAGGCAGGUUUCCGAGCAGAGUUCUAACGCUGUGAGACGAGACCUCAGUGUAAAGCUUUUGCCUCAGUGUCAACAAGUAGAAGUAAGAUGAGGGAGCUGAUGGAUUUAAAGACUGACAUGUGUGACCUGGUUGUUGCUUCUGACGGUUGUCGAGAGGUUGGCAGGAGGGUUUCAACCAAUCAGAACCAAGUGUUUAGUGAGAAAGCUCAGUAAUGGUGAUGAUGAAUAAGCCCUCGAUACACUCUGACCUAUGCAGGAUGCUCAGAUAAACAUUUGAACGACACUCUUAUAGAAUAAAAUCUUCAAACUUUCAGGUGCUUUCAGGCUCAUGUGAGGUACUUUUGGUUUGUGUUGAUUGUGGCACCCCUGCAGACGACACAGUACAUCUUUUUGAUCUUGACCUGAAUGGUUAAAAAAAUUGUAUUUUCUGUUAAAGACUUGAAGUUCACAUGAGAGUCUGGCACCAUUUAAUGACAUUUAUCUGUUUAUAGCCGUUUUGUUCCUGUCAGUAUGUAGAUUUUUAAGCUGCCUUCUUCACAGUUGUGUGAUCAAAACGUUGACCACUUCCGCCUUUCAUUCUGAGUUGUCUUCAUUUCCUGUUCAAGCCGAGCAGAGAGGAGCAGAGCGCUGUGGGCAGAGCAGACUGAGAAAGAGUACAUGUACAUGCUUUGAGAAUUCAUGAAACAUAAAAGGGGGAAGUGCGGGGUCUGAAAUGAAGAAGUGACGUCAGACAUGUUGAGAAUGCUGUGCGGUGAAAAGCUUUUCCGGGAGGAGGGGGACAGUACUCUGCGGUGAAUGCAAGAUAUGAAGGGAGAGCAGAAGCAGUUUAAAAAUAAGUUAAAAGUUGAUCACUGAUGAGGAGAGACUAAUACGGAUGUGUAGCACGCUGACAGAGAUGUGCUUAACAGUUGAUGAUAUUUAAGUCACAGUUGUAGCAAACUGUAAAAAUUGGAUAGCCGAAUUAAUUUCCUAUGGCUGCUGGUCUUUUCUUCUUUAUUUUGCUGCUUUUUCUUCCGCUUUAGACUUUUAACAGUCCAGUAUAAGAGCUCAACCAUCACACCUUCAUUUCACACUUUCAGGGCACUGAAAAAGGAAGUAUAACUGGCUUAACUUCACCACAUUUAUCACACUGGUGCUGCUCAACCUAACAAGUUACGAUAAACUCUAUUCGGUUACAGUUAUUUAAAUCACUUAUUGAGAUAUUCAUAGAGCAAAAUUAUGUUUCACUGAGAUGGUUUGUAUCUGUCACCGUAAGAAACAAAGUGAAAAGUCACUGCAGGGGAGGAGAGAGUGUGCAUCUUCUGCUCAGUGUAGUGAGACAAGAACACACAAAACCACAUCCUGAGACUCACUGUUUGACUGUCCUCCAUCACCUCGUCGUCUUAGUCUCCCUGCUGUUGCUACGCAGAGCAAACAGGCAGAAGUCAUUUCACGUUAAGAAUUUAGGAUUUUAAAAAAGUCAGAAAUAAGGUUUUCGCUUUAAAUGAUCAAACACAUAAAGCUUGAAUUAUGCUGUUUUUUGAGGGUUUUUAUUAACAGUAACUUGAAACAAGUGAGUCCCUUCAUUGCGAGUCACGAAUCUGCUCAAGCUGAAACCAAUUUUUUUCUAAAGAAAAGGAAGGUUCUUGUUGAGAGAAAAGCAGGAAAUCGUGGUUUGCCUUUGAAAUAGAUGUGUUGCUCUGGAACACAUAGUUAAAGCAACCAGGUUGCAAAGCUGCUUCUUGCAGAAGUUUGGAUCAAAAUGGCUGCUUUUUCCUCUUUUCAACCUGAUAAUACCUCAUUUCUGUAAAGACCGUUUCAUCAGUGGAUACUUUUGAAGAACAAAACUCAGGCUUCAAAAAUGAUCACAUUUUGUUUUGUCAUGUUUCGUGUGUUUGUUUGUUUUUUCAAACUCAUCCUAAACUCCUUAAAAAGAAGAAGCUGAAAUUGUUUACACUAUUUUUCUCUCUUUUGUUUCUUCCAGGUCAGACCCCAUCAGGUAGGUUUGAAUACUUGAACACAACAUUUAUUCAGCAUUCAUCAUGAUUAUCAUUUUCCCUUUAUGUCACCAUUUGUGCUGAAAAUUGUCAUACAUCUUAACCUCAGUCCCCUUUCACAGCUACAUUUCUCUCUUAUCAUCAGCUUUAAAAUCACUCACCCUCCUUUAUAUCAGCUUUCCAAAUCAAAAUACUAUAUCCUCUAUGUGAGCUGAUAAAUCUUUGGGGAAGAUAAUCUAGAUGGCUGAUGGUGCGGCAGUAUGCUAACACUUAAAGCUCUUGUCAGAAACAUGGUUUGUGUCCAUUUUGGCGCCCUCCUGUGGUUUCUGGCCACAGAUGUCAGUAUGCCCACUCUUAAAGGUCAGAUGUGUAACUUGUAACAAAUGUUUCAUGGGCUGUUUCUUCAGCUGCUAAGUAGACACCUACCUUCUCAUAGGCUAGUUUGACACAUUAGAAGCUACAUUUCGACAUUGUCAAUCAAACCGUUUACAUUAAUUUUAGUCUGUUUUAAAAAUGUCCGAAAAAACUCACAAGCUUGCUUUAAGCACUGCAGCACUGACACAGUCUUGAUAGUUUUAUGUCCAAACCCAGAGUGUAUUUGAACUCAAACCUCAAACCUUUUUAAGUGUUAGCUCAUUGCCACCAUCGUUAAAACCAAGACUUUUACCAACUCAGGGAAUAUGAUAAUGACAUUGUGUUUGGCUAGACUCAUGUUUCCUCAUAAUGUGAAUGUUUCAGCUCCCUCACCCUCACGCAACUCAAACCCAACCUCACCUCCAGUCACCAGUUCACCUGGCAAACCCAUACCUCCAAGCAACAUGACAGCUGCUCCUGUCAUGUCUCCCAGCACCUCAAAAACCGAUCCCGCAUCCAGUAUGUAUUCUAACCCUGUUUACAGCUUUUAGCACAGAUCCAUACUUCUCUACUCUUCAAUGUGGUUUCUAUGACACUGGCCUCUGUAAAAAAAAGGAGCAGGAGAUAAAUCCUUGUACUGUAGCAUUGACCUCAUAUUGCCUCCUGGCAUUAAAUACAGGGUUAUAGGUGACUUCUCAAGUUAUCAGCUGUGUGCUCUUUUGUAUUUUAGAUGUUUUCAACCUGUAGCCAGUGUUGUAGUCGAGUCACCGAACUUUGAGUCCAAGUGGAGUCACAAGUUCUCACUGUUCAAGCCAGAGCUGAGUCCACCUAUAAGACUGAUUGGGAAAUAGUGAGAAUAAACUUAUAAUGGUGUCUCAAACAUCCCAAGCUGAGAGUAGGAAAUAUAAUCUGUGUGAAUACGAUCUACAGCAGCCAUCUUUGUGUAGAGAAGCAAUGCUAAAAAAAACACUGUAGCGCUCUUUUGUUGGCAUGACUAACAUUUUCUUGUAGUGCAGAUGUUUCUACUUCCUAACCUUCACCUUCACCCUCCAUCACAAUCAAUGCUUUCCCUCCAGACACCAGUUCAGCUGGCACCUCACUUCCACUCAUCACGACAGUCGCUCCUGUCGUGACCCCCAGCAACUCCUCAUCUGACCCCAAAUCCCUACACACCGAAAACAAUUUAACCACCACGUCUGGUAAUGUGUUAAGAGCUAGUUUACAGCUUUAUUGGGAACAUUAGUGGGGAAAUCAGCCUGGUAUUGUCCUGACAUUGUGAACAGGUAUUAUACCAGGUGAGACUGUUAGCAGCCAAAUGUUUUUACUCAAAGAUGACUCCCCAUGCUCUCCAUCUUGCAGUCACUCCUAACACUCCUGCACCCAAAAACAACAUCACCACUGUGACCUCACUUCCAAGCACUGAGUCCAGCACCAAAGUGGCUCCUGUCACCCCAGGUUGGGAUUUUCUCAUUUCAAAGCCUGCUGUUUGUUCUUGUAGGACUGCAGUAAGAUUAUAUUCAACCCGUAGGUUUAGACAAAGUGACCAACACUGAAGACAAAAACAAGUCCUAUUGCUUGUUUUGUUUUGUUUUUUUCAACUUGUUUAGCAGGAUCUUUAAUGUUGUACAACCAUGAAAUCAUAUUUUGUUUCUGUUUUUCUGUAAUCUUCUUCAGCCGCCAACGCAACACAACCACCACCACAAUGUGAGUACUGGUGCUUUUUUCCAGAUAUAAAACAAAGUUCAAUUUAUUGCUGUACAGUCUUUCUCUCUGUUUGAUUAUAACUAUCUUUAUCAACUGAAUCUGUACUCAGUGUUAAGGGCCUUCAGAGUCUAACAGCACUUAAAGUGAUUUGGGAUGUGAAAGUGUUCUUGUUAACGAUGAUCUCAGAUUAAUUUCAGUGGGAUUGGGUUGUCGGCAAAAAACUGUUCUUGAAACACAUUUUGCUAUAAUGCAGUCCUGAAUCUCACUGGCAUUAACUGAUGACUGUUUAGCUUUUAAUAACCUCCAUGAGCAGAAAUCUGUAAGCAAAUACAGCUGAGGAUCUGCUCAUACGUCUCUAAACACUCAUUUCUAGUCUGACUGUAAACAACAGAAAUUAACAGAAAAUAAAUUCUUGGUGGGAAACUUUUUAUGGCUGGAAAAAAAAAUGAAAAGGAGCAGUGUUCUAAAUCUUUAUAAAUGUCCAUAACAAGCACCAGUCAAUCCCAGUCUGUAAUGGAGAUGUGUGAUCAUGGGUUGAUCACUAUGACUAUGAUUAGUCCCACCAGUAACGUUGACAACAUUGUCUGAUACAGGCUGAAAAGGACAAUACUAAAAAAUGUCUUUGUGGCAUUUAGAUGUGAGAGAGAUAAAAUAAUCCUUUAUUCGUCUGACAAAAACAAAUUCCAAAUUUACAGCAGUGAUAAAUAAAAAAUGGAAAUUAAAAAAUGAAACUUAGGAGUUAAAAGAUGUAAAAGAAGAUAUAUACAUGAGUGUUAUUUACUUUAUUUUAAAAUAACAAUUUGGGGGGUUGAGUGGGUUUUUUCUCCACUUCAGUGUUUCAUGGCUAACAGAUAGCACCAACUCAAGUCACCACAAAUUUUCUCCCCCAAAGUUUGACCUAAUCCAAAACUCCACACUCUCAGAUUUACGACUGCAAUCCAGCGAGAUGUGCAGACGUUCCUGUGAGGCUUACACAGAGUUCCUUGUGAAAUUGUUCAAAUAAGGAAUGGUUUUAUCCAGCCUCCUUGAAGUGCACUGUAAUCAUAUCUAAUCUGUCAUUUUUGGGGGUAAUUUUGAAGUUGGUGUUUUUUCCUCUGAUCAGACAAUCUAUUCUUUUUUGAGGGGAGCAUAAAAUCAUCACCUGGUCUUUUUACUGUGACCUUGAUCCUCACAACCUUCUCAGGGGUCAGUGUUUGGUUCAUAGUGGAGAGACAGGGCUGUUCUGCUGUGUACCACUGAUGCUGGUUUCUGUGAUUGGAUUAUGAUCAAAUUAGGUUUGUUCAUUGAGUUUACAAAGUUUUUGGCAUUUAUUAUAUAACCCUGAUUUUCUUGUGUGCAGGCUCUUACACCGUCUCAACCAUCCAGUUUGGACUAAAGAUUGACUUAAUAAACUCUACCCAUGGUAACUACUCUGUAAACAUCACUGAUGAGUCCGGACUUCAGACUGAAAAGACCUUUCGUCACUCCAACAAAAACUCAUCACAUGACAUCAAACACCUGAAGCCCUGCACUGAGUACCAGCAUGCUGUGGCACUGAUUCAUGAUGAUGGCAGUGAAACCUUCUGUAUCCACUCUAGAACUGAAACUGCUGAACGAACUACUGGAACCAGUGAGUCUAAAUAACAACUGUUGUCUAAAUGUUUCUUACUUUCUUUGUUAUUGGAGGACUGAGUAAAGAUGUCUGUGCAUCACUUCUUUGUUUCAGAGAGCGGCGACGUUGAAAAAGGAAGCUGCAUCCCAGGAUAUGUUUGUUACAGGAGCGAUUGGGACAUCAGCUCUUUGUUGUCAGUGUCACAUCAAGUUAAGGAGUGCCAAAAUGACUCUACUCAGUUCUGUUUCAAACCUGCUGUCAAAGAUAUUUGCACAAGUGUGACCAUAGACUUCACUUCAGAAAACUGCGUGGACCCUCCCUUAAACCUCACCCAAGAGGUCCCUUUUGGUAUGUACGGUUCAGCUGUCCAAUAUAUUCAACAAUGAUGCAUAAAUCUUACUGUGCCAUAUUAAAUAUUGUUUGAUUUUCUGUUACAGAUUCUUUGGAUGGUAAUGACAUAAAACUAAAACGCCACAACUGAACUUCCUGCAACAAUAGAAACAGAAUUACCUCCAAACUGUGAGGAUCUCACCGUGGAUUACAUCUGUCAGGGUGAGUGAUAAGAAAAAGGGGAGAAACUCUGUCUCAACAGCAGUAUGAUUUAAUUUAAGUCUAUAGAUGAGAAAAAGGAUCUGUGAGUCCCACUAAGACCCUCAUUCAUCCAGCAGUGAAGCUAACAGACAUGUCGACUUUAGAAAUGUUGGUAAAAGUACAAAAGUCACUUCACUUGAAGCAGAAGUCACAUGACUUUAAUCUGAAGGUUAUAAGAGGUGGUGAAGGUAUCGUUUUAAUCUCGGUGAUGAUUUUUUAAUCAUGUUUUAAAUUCAGAGAUAAACACUCUCAGUCACACACACAAACAUCAGUUGAUGAAGAAAUGUUUUUUCUUUUUUAGCCACAGAAAAAGGCAAAUCCAACGAGCCAAAGAGUCCGCCUGAGCUGGAGCCCUUCACAGAUUACAGCUGCACGGGUCAGAUCAAAAAAGGCAACACCACCAAAAACACAUCUCCCAUCACGUUCAGAGUCGACUGUGGUAUGUUGACCUUCACUCUACUUCAGUGUAAUAACAACAAUCCUCUUGUAUUUAGAGAGAAGUCAGGAUACAGAGACUACAGCAGGUAAUGAGUUCAGUCUCAGAAAUCUGAUGUGUUCUUACAGAUCUUCAUCUAACAGUCAAAGUCACAGAGGUGACCAACACUUCCAUUCAGCUGAGCUGGACCACAGACAGUCAGAGAUGUAAAGAUGUUCUCCAGUAUCCAAAGCUCGGCUUUGACUGCAGUUGUGUCUCUGGAUAUCACAGUAAGUAAAGAUGCUUUUAAGUGUCUCAGAAAUUCACUUGUACAUUUUCACACUAAAUUCAUUUUUGUGAAAAUUUGACCACUCUGGUUUCUGGUCCGUUUACCUGAAGAGUGAAAUAAAGUUUGGACAUUUAAAGUUUCUCACCGCUGUUGUCACUAGAGACAUUUUGAUUUAGACAUCCUCUCUGCUGAAAAAAGUAAACAUUUGGAAAAAUAUAUUUGCAGCUGAAAACUGGUGCACAAUUAUUUCACACGAACACAUGCAUCAGAAUAAGUGCAGGGCCAGAGCUGCUAAACUAUCAGUGACUGAUUUGUCUCUAUAUGUCAGCCCUGCUUUUUUUAGUCAAACAAAAAAAGUUCAAUCAGGCGAGAAAAGUUAAUGAAUCACAGAUUGGGGUUAAUUUUACAGAGUUGAUGUGAUAUUGAAUUAUUUUCAGGGUCUCUUUAACCUUUGAGCUGAUCAUAGAGAUGGGGUGACUGAAGGUGUCUGCCCUGAGCUUUAGUGACGUCUGUCUCUGUGGAGUUGGAGGUGAUGGUUGAUGUUGUCACCUGAUACUGAUGAGAUGAUGAAGCCGAUCAAACUGUAAAGACUGAGAGAGAUGGGAAGAGGAUGACUGUACAUAAUGAUAGGAUGAAUUUACUGGAGGAAGAAAAAGACGUAUUUAGAAAAGAGCAGCAGUUGAUGAGGGUCAUCAGAUAGAUGUGACCAGAACAGCUGAAGACCACAGGUGAUAUCAGAGAGUUUGUAAAGAAGUGAACACAACAUAAAACAGAAGAAAAUAGUUUUCCUGACUGAACUUUUGCUAAAGCUUUAUUCAAUAAAACUGUGUUGCAGACGCGGCUAAGAAAUAUCCUGGAAGAACAUCAUGUAACGUCAGUGACCUGAGACCGUACACAGACUAUAAAUGUCAAAUUCAACCCACCUAUGAUGGCAGGAAUGUUCGUCAACCAACCUCUGUUGGAAAAGAAAGGACUAAAGCUGGCAGUAAGUGUCUAAAAACCUUCUCUUCUAGUGACAGUAACAGUCAACAUGGAUAAAAACAAAAACAGACUGUUCAGUGUAAGACAGUGUAAAGAAGUUUGAGAAGUUACAAUAACUCUGCAUCUGAUGACGUGAAUGUCUGUUUGAAAGUCAGUAUCUGUGUAAGAGAACAAACUUUAUUACCGACUCUUUACGGUCAGUUAUUUAAUGAAUGAAACAUGAUUGCUGGUGAUGCUUUUUUAAGUGAAGCUCUAAUGAUCUGUGAAGUAGAGGUCAUUUUCAGAAUAAAAAGAUAUUAUGAUUAUAAUCUUCUGACUCGACUGUGGGGUCAUGAUCCGAGUUAUUCUCUGAAACUGUGUGACACUGAGAUGUAAAUGAAGUUUUUUUUCUUUUCUUUGCAGAACCAGAAGAUAUCAGUUCCAUGGUGGUGACUGUUCCAGAGAAUAAUGUGAUAAAUGUAUCCUGUGAGCAUAGUGAAAAAUUCAAUGGACCUAAAAAGAUAUUCAAAGCAAGUCUUAAAAAUGGUGACACUGUGAUAACACAAGAAAACAGAAAGUGCAAGUUUGAGUUCAGAGACCUGAGCUACUCCACAACAUACCGUCUGCAGGUUUGUUUAAUCCUGAUUAUUUUUUUUUACAAGACUAUCUUUUAAUCUAACUUCUCUUAUUUCUUAAAUUGUAUAAUUCCUGAUCAAGAGUUUCUGUUUUUCCAGGUGUUUCCUUUCAACGGGGAACUUGCUGGCAACUCAAAGAACAAAGAUGUGGACACUCUCUGUAUGAGCUCUUUACAUUUUAUACAAGUGUAAUCUUAUCUACAUUUUAAUCUCAAACAUAAACCGUUAAAACAAAAAUCCUGUCACUUCACAGAUAAUGACAAAGCUCUCAUUGGGUUCCUGGUUUUCCUCAUCAUCCUCACAUCUGUGGCCCUGCUGUUGGUCAUCUAUAAGAUAUUCAUCCUGAAGCGCAGACAGUCCCAGUAAGAAUCCUUCAGUCUAAUCUUCUCUUACAUCAACUUGUUCCCAGUUUUAGAGUCCGUCCAAGUGUCGUCAUUAUCGGUGAAUGAAUGUCUUUGUCUUUCACAGCGACAUGAGUGAACACAUUAAGCUUAUUCCAUCGAGUAAGUAGACUUAAAAUUAAUUUUAUUGUUUCUUAGAUGGUACAUGAAAAGAAAUAAUUCAUUAUGAAGUAAAAGCUUUGUCAAUAGUUUCUUUCUGCUCUGAUAUCGUUUUGUUUCUGUAUCAUGUUUCCUAUUCGGUUUAUAGAUGAAGAGAACCUGCUGACCGUUGAGCCCAUUCCUGCCGACUCCCUGCUGGAGGCCUACAAGACGAAGCUGGCAGACGAGGGGAGACUUUUCCUAGCCGAGUUUCAGGUUUGACAUUUGUGUUUCAAGUUGUUAUUAACAUUUUUAUAUUGUUCUUAUCCUUGAAUCAAAAAGUCUGGGUGAACUCUUCGUCCUCCUGUACUUCGGUCUCUGACAUGACUUGUUUCUACCUCCAGAGCAUCCCCAGAAUCUUCUCAAGGUACUCUGUGAAGGAGGCCAAAAAGCCCUGCAAUUCUCCCAAGAACCGCUAUGUGGAUAUCCUGCCAUGUGAGUUGGAGUCUGGCCUAACAUUUUCAUGGAGAACAGACGUCACAUCUAUCUCUAAGUUUCUAGCAUCUGUGCACAAGAAAGAUGUUUUCACUGGUCUUCACUUUACAUGGCUCCAAAGAAUAUUAUACGCAGCAACUUUUUAAAAAUGUCCUCCUCUCUCAAAGACGCUUUUUGCGUCAUAGCAACAAUAACCGUCCCCUAUAGUAAAUAGCUACACGCUCUAAACCUUAUUUCUGAAAAAAACAGAGGAUUUGAACUCUUAGCUUUUUAAAUUUUUUAAACUCAAUUAUUUAAUAAAAUUAAAUAAAUCAAUGAAUUAAACUGACUGACUCUGAUUAUAACUUCCCCAUGGUCAGUCAUCAUUGAAACGACAGUAAGAGUGUUAGGCACUAGAUUUUGUUACAGUUAAUGUUUUUUUAUUUUACAUUGAACAACUCUAAGUCGUCUUUUUUAGUGUCAGCAGAUGUAGAAAGCUGUUAGUGUGUGUAUUUGGAUAUAAUAUUAUAACACAGAAGGAUGGAGUAUUCUGUAAUAGGAAGAAAAUUAAGCCAUUUUCUGAUUUAAUUUAUAUGUUUUUUUUUCUUUACCAUUGAUUUUCUUUUUGGGCAGCACAGUAGUGUAGUGGUUAGCACUGUCGCCUCACGGCAAGAAGGUCCUGGGCUCAGGGUGUUUCUGUGUGGAGUUUGCAUGUUCUCCCUGUGUCUGCGUGGUUUUACUCCAGGUACUCGGGUUUCCUCCCACAUCCCAAAAACAUGCAGAAGUGGGGUUAACUUAAUUGGCCACUUUCAAAUUGCCCAUAGGUGUGAAUGUGAGCGUGGAUGGUUGUUUGUCUCUAUAUGUCAGCCCUGCAAUGAAAUGGCGACUUGUCCAGGGUGUCCCCUGCCUUCGCCCAAGGAUGCUGGGAUAGGCUCCAGCCCCCCUGCAACCCCGAGAACGGGAAUAAGCAGUAGAAAACGGAUGGAUGGAUGUUUUUCUUUUUUCAUUGAGCAAACAUUGGCAUUGACAUAUUUACAUAUUGAACUUUACCUCUCCAUCUUCCUUCUUCUCUUUUUUAACCUCUUUAGUUCAUAUGACAAAAAAUAGUUUCACACUACAGUCAAACUACAAAGUAAUUGUCCUGGCGUUAAAAGUGAUAAUGGCAGCAAGAGCAUAACAUGGAGUGUUGCUUACCUACACAAUCUAUACUCUCUAUCUCUUUUUUAGUACAACAAACUGCAUCAGGAAGAACAGAUGUUUGCAUCCUUUGUAAUGUCUAUCCUUUCCUGAGUUUUAGAUCUGGUAUAACUAUGAUAUUGUAUACGUCAUCUUUUUGUAGCCGGUGUUUUAAGCUUGUUAGUGUCUCCUCUGUGAUUUUUUUUGAUAACAGUUUUCUUUUUCUGUAGAUGACUACAACCGUGUGCAGCUGACCACCGGGAACGGAGAGGCAGGAUGUGACUACAUCAACGCCAGCUUCAUCGAUGUAGGAAAAAUAUACGUACCUAUAACACCAAAAGGCUUUUUCCUUUACUGUUUCAUUUAUACAAACUAUCAAGCUUUAACUAACCAUCAAAAAGUUAAUUGUAAAAGCAGGUUUAGACCCGUGACAGGGCCAAAUUAGGGACUUAACAGAGUCGAAGUGAAUUUAACGACAUAUUGAUCAUGAUUUAUUCUCCUGCUACAGGGAUACAAGGAAUCCAAGAAGUACAUUGCAGCUCAAGGUAAAGACAAACAUUUCUAUCUUUACUUAUUCGGCUCCAAAAAUGUGCAUUACUAUACUGUAUGUCUUAAAAUAAUGAUGAUGAUGGUUGUGGGUCAAAGGGCCAAAGGAGGAGACCGUGUGUGACUUCUGGAGGAUGAUCUGGGAGCAGCAGUCCUCUAUCAUCGUCAUGGUGACACGCUGUGAAGAGGGAAACAGGGUAAGUGUAAGAGUUUGGACUCUUCUCUAACUUGAUAAAACAUUGUUUUUAGUUUUAAAGUUACAGGUUAAACUCUGUCUUCGACUGACAGAAUAAAACAGCUCAUUGUCACUUGACUAAAUGCAGUCUUUUCUUAAACAUCAUCACAGCUACACUCUCACAUACACUUCAGAAAUAAAACAAAUUUACACCAACACUGCCUGUAAAAAAACUCUGCAGUCCGUCUCGUCUGGUUUCAUCUGCUGCUUUCUAUUUUAAAACCACCGUCUGCUUAUGUGACCUUUGGGGUAAAAGGCUCAGUCUAACACUCUCACUGAUGCGUUCAUGAUUUGUGUAAGCAGACUUUCAUAACUUUCUCUCUCCCCUAAUGUGUCGUAGGUGAAGUGUGCGCAGUACUGGCCCUCUCCAGAACGUGAUACGGAGAUCUUUGAAGAGUUUAUAGUGAAGCUGAACUCUGAGGAAAACUGCCCUGAUUACACCAUCCGUCAUCUCAGCCUCACAAAUGUGAGUGCGGCGGGUUAUGAAAUGAUGCAGCUGUAUGGUACAAUUUUGCAUGUUUUGAUUGACAGGAUGCAAAUCUGCAUUUCUGUGUGAUUGCAGAAGAGGGAGAAAAACUCAGAGAGGGAGGUGACUCACAUCCAGUUCAUAAGUUGGCCUGACCACGGCGUCCCCGGGGAGCCACAUCUCCUCCUGAAGCUGAGGCGGCGUGUUAAUGCUUUUAAGAACUUCUUCAGCGGCCCCAUCGUUGUUCACUGCAGGUCAGGACACCGCCCUGUACUACAUUAACCUAACAUUAAUUUAUGCUUGUACUGCAAAAAUCAGAAACAUUGAAUCUGCUAAAAGUAAGAGAAGUUGCGUCUGUACCUAAUUGACAUGCACAAUAAUGUGAAUUAACAUUAACAAUGUCGAUGUCGUUGUUACCUUAUGUGUAGUGCGGGAGUUGGCAGGACGGGCACUUACAUUGGCAUCGAUGCGAUGAUGGAGGGUCUGGAGGCGGAGGGCAGAGUGGACAUCUAUGGUUAUGUCAUCCAGCUCCGCAGACAGAGGUGUCUCAUGGUUCAAGUGGAGGUAAACUUAUUUAGAUCACAGUUUUUAAGAAAAAAGAAAAGAAAACGAAAGUCUGGUGCGCAGCUUCUCUUUGACCCAUAUCUGUGGGCUGCAUAGAAAUCAGAGAUGUAAGAGAGCGCUGUGUAUGAAUAUUAUUAUAUCUACAUACAUUUGAACAAUAGGGUAUGUUUAAGGCGUCAGUUAAAGUUGAAGUUUGUCCCUCCACAGGCCCAGUACAUCUUGAUUCACCAGGCACUGCUGGAGCACAACCAGUUUGGAGAGACUGAGACCACUCUGGCAGAGUUGCACAGCACAGUGAGCACGCUCAAACACAAAAACGCAGACAACGAACCCACCUUGAUGGAGGAGGAGUUUGAGGUACAAGACUCUGUUAUUCUUUAUUUCUUAAAAAAGGAUUUGAUCAUCUCAAUUUUCUCAGAAAUUGUUGUAUUAUUUAACUUUGCUUUUUCACUCCUUGUUACAAUAUAUGGAUAUAAAUGAAACUGAUAUGGCCCACUUGAUGAUUAAAAGAAAAAGUGCUUGUUUUAAUUCAGAGACUCCCAACCUUUAAAAACUGGAGGACAUUUAACUCUGGGGUCACAGAGGAAAACAAGAAGAAGAAUCGGUCCUCGUCUGUCAUCCCAUGUGAGUGUCACCUGAACACUGAGUUUACAUCAAACAUCGUCUGACAUACAACAGUUCAAGUGCACCUGUGUGUGUUAACUGUGCACCUGCAUUCAUGUAACAGAAUCAAAAAGUUCUGCUGUUCUUGUUUUUGUGUCUCAUCAGACGACUAUAAUCGAGUGUUGCUGAAGCUUGAUGAAGGGCGCAGCCAUGACAGUGACCCUGAUGAGGACGAAGAAGAAGAGUCAUCAGAUGAGGAGGAUGAGGAGUCCAGUAAAUACAUCAACGCCUCACAUAUUGAGGUUUGUUUUAACUUUAAGCUCAUCCUGACACUAACAAGGUUGGCUUCAUUUUUUAUUACAUUUGCUGUGUCUUUAAUUCUGUUUGGACUUUUGCACAUCAAUCAACAUUUCUUCUCCGCUCAGGGUUACUGGGGCCCACGCUACUUCAUCGCCGCACAGACUCCACUGCCAGACACCAUGGCUGACUUCUGGUGCAUGAUCUACCAGAAGAAAGUAUCUACAAUCGUCAUGCUGUCAGACAGCAGUGAGGCAGAGAAGGUGGUGAAAUAUGAUGUUUUACGAUGUUGUCUGGUAGACCUCACACACCUGCUCAUGGUACUGACACGUAGAAAUAUGUGCGACCUCUUCUUCUCAGGAGUCUGAUUGUGUCUACUGGGAUAAAGAAAAGAAAACAUUCGGUGACUUUGAGGUGGAGGUAGCGAGCACAGACAUCACCCCGACCUUUACCACGCGCAACAUGCUGCUCCGCCACGUGAAGGUAACACAACGGCAGCAAAGUCUGCUCGACCUGCCGCUCAAGAUUUAUCCAUACCAGCCUGUUAUGAGCCUGUUUUAACCUCACUUUGCUCCUGCCGACAGAGGAAAGAGUCCCAGCCAGUGAAACACUUCCAGUUCCUGAAAUGGGGGAGCGAAGAGCUGCCAGAGAAAGCUCAGAAUCUGACAGACAUGAUAAAAGACAUCAAGCACAGCCGUGGAAGUGGAAAACCACAGGGGAGCAGUCCCAUUGUGGUCCACUGCAAGUAAGACAACCUCUCUGAAAAUGACUUUCUUCAAUCUUAGCUCUUUAAUGCCUGACACCACAAACUAUGGCCAGAAAAUUCACAUUUUUUUGGAGCUAAAAACCAAAAAAAUCAAACUGUCCUUAAAAUUUAACAAAUAUAUUUAUUUAUCUCGUUUGAUACAUUAGAUGUUUUUGGAAACUAAUAAACUACAAGAGGACAUUUUUAUCAUUUAUCGGACUGUAUUCAGGUGUUUUUUCUGUAGUUUGUUGAUUUGAUAGAAGUAUAUAAAUGCAUGUAUCAAAUAUGACACAAAAGGCAUCACAGGGUUAGAGGAGUGAUGAACAUCAAUAUAACUGAAACAAUCAAGGUUAUUUAUCACAUUUUGCUCAGAAUCAAUCAGACUUAAAGUAUUCAGGGCUUCAUUUUAGGCCUAUCAAAUAACCUAUAACUGUGCACAUGAAGCAGGGACGAUUGUUUUCUUUGCUAUCAGUUACAACGAUGUCAAUUAUGUUGGUCUUUAACUUAAACUACGAGUGUUUAUUUGGUAACACAUACAAUUAAAAAACUAAUAUGUGUCUAAUAGAGCAUCCCGUAGGUAUGAUCAGCUCUCCAAAGAGCCUUUUAAGGAGUGGAAAAGUUUUCACUUAUGCAUGUAGUAAAAUACAUUUAUUUAAGGAUCUUAAAAUAAAGAGUAAGUGGGAGAUUUCAGACAAAAAUAAAACAGAGAUAGCUAACUAAGGUGGAAAAGACAGGACAGAGUAUGCAAAGAGAAUGAGUUGUUGGUGGCUGCCGUAAAAAAAAAAAACAAGCUGUAGGACAUUUUUGGAUCGUCUUCAGACAGUGGUUAGAAUAAUUAGCUCAGGCUGUUUCAUAUUUGAAUAAACUAAUGCAUUUAAGACACUCUCAUGAUAGUUAUAUAUGGUCGUUUUGAUGUGAGAAAUGUUUAUAUUUCAGGUAUUAAUAUCUCCAUGGUCAGUGAUUGUUUCAAUUGUUAAUAAAAUGUAUUCACUGAUCAAUAAAAUUGCCUGAGGGAAAUAAGAAAGCCUCCCCGACAGAUACUACAGGGAGGGUCUUUUUACACAAAAUAUACCUUUAAACAUGUGUAAAUUAAUUUUAUUAGUGUGUGAUUGUUAAGAUAUCAGUACCAACAAACAAAGUAAAAUAUAUUCAGUGCAAAUGAAAAGUGUUUAGGAUUUUAAACCAGUUGAAUGGGAAACACUUUAAAAGUAGGGUCAAAGAAGUUCAUCCUUGAGCUAAGAUACAGUUAACCACAGCUAAGAAAAAUAUCAGGGGGAAAUGUGUAACUCUAACCUUUGUGUGUGUGUCUGUGUGUGUGUGUGUGUCUCAUCAGUGAUGGCUCGCACCGCACUGGGGUUUUCUGCGCUCUGUGGAACGUGCUGGACAGCGCUGAGACGGAGAAGUUGGUGGAUGUUUUUCAGGUGGUCAAAACUCUGCGCAAGGAGAGACAGGGCAUGCUCCCCAGUCUGGUAAGAAAGAGGAAGUGGCAGCACACAGUUACACAACCUCAUCUUCUUACAGCGCCAUAAAGGUCUGCUGAGGUUAAGAAAAAGUUUGAAAUAGUUUUUUUCUGAGCGUGAUCUUCCCACCAGCACUUCUCCCGAGCCUUGUCUGGCUUCCUUUGAUUGCAGUAAGAAUAAUCUCCUCCUUUUUGAUUCGGCUGCAGCCUUUCACAGAGAAUCAAAGGUUGAGGCUUAUGACAAAUAUAGAUAUAUAUGAGAAAGCUAAAAAUAUCAGUGGGUUAGUUCCUCCUCUGGGACUUACUGACUCAGUAGCCCUCAGUCCAGACCACCACUGAAACUUUUGAAAAGAGGUUAUUUUUACUGUCAUUUCAAACCCACAGGACACCUAAAACAUUUGCUGCUCUACUGAGAAUGAAAUGGGAACUGAAAAGAAUAUUUCAGCCUCACUUGAUGCUUGUUUUGCAUUCACAACAUCCUGUUACAAAGAAAUUGAUUUUGUUCAAGAGCGGGAUUUCUUUUAACCAUUUUUGGAUAAAAUUGAAAGUUUAUUUUACACAGAAAUGCUCUAUAACAGACAGCGUAUGUCAGGUGUCAGCAACACGUGUCAAGAGUGUUAGUGGUUUUUGUUUCGUUAUUUGAACAGGCUUUACUUCAGCUGCCACCAGAUAUAUAAAUUAAAGAUAAUAUCUGUAGCUUUUAUUUUAAGUGGUUUUAGUAUAGACUCUUACAAAGGCAGUACAGUGUUACACUUUUCUUAAUGUUUCCUCUCAAAUCCACCUUUGUCUCGAACAGGAGCUGUACCAGUUCUUGUAUGACGCACUGGAAGGAGUCUACCCCGUUCAGAAUGGAGAAGUGAAAGCAGCUCAGUCCUCUGCAGCUGACUCUGUCCAGAUUGUAAAUGAAACCAAAGCAGCAGGAGCAGCAGCAGCAGAGCAGCCAGCUGAGAAGACUGAGCAGCCAGCCAGCACUACCAGCAACAGCCAGCAGGGGGCAGCGGCGAGCGCCUCUCCUGUGUCUGAUGGAGGGAAGGGAGACCAAAAAGAGGAGGCUGGAAAGGCUCCCACAGAGACAUCAUCACCGGAGGACCUGAGUAACGGUCCUACAGUCACUGUGGAGGUCUGA